Messenger RNA from Nothobranchius furzeri (turquoise killifish), 1774 nucleotides. It is a transcript of the gene tmed10, whose product is annotated as transmembrane p24 trafficking protein 10. The record is from RefSeq and is a predicted model, not a curated record. Gene Ontology annotation, biological process: endoplasmic reticulum to Golgi vesicle-mediated transport; Golgi organization; intracellular protein transport. NCBI's taxonomy places the organism in Eukaryota, Metazoa, Chordata, Actinopteri, Cyprinodontiformes, Nothobranchiidae. Gene Ontology annotation, cellular component: COPII-coated ER to Golgi transport vesicle; endoplasmic reticulum; endoplasmic reticulum-Golgi intermediate compartment.
GGUGAGAACGGUAGUAUGAGCUGGAACUCGGUGUUAAACUGGUUUGCUGGCACGGGCUGGUUGGUCGGUCGUUGAUGGUAGCCAUGGCCCGAUUUGCUGCGCUACUGCUGCUACCGGUUCUCGUUGAAUCGGUCUUUUCAAUCUCAUUCUUUUUACCGGUCAAUUCCAGAAAGUGUUUACGAGAAGAGAUCCAUAAAGACGUCCUGGUCACGGGAGAGUAUGAAAUUGGCGAACAGGCGAACACAAAAACUAAUCUGAAGAUCACAGACUCUUCCAGCCACAUUCUUUACUCCAAGGAUGACGCCACAAAGGGAAAGUUUGCCUUCACCACAGAGGACUAUGACAUGUUUGAAGUUUGCUUCGAAAGCAAAUCACCAAUGGGAACUGGAAGAGUACCCGACCAGUUGGUCAAUCUGGACAUGAAGCACGGUGUUGAGGCCAAAAACUAUGAAGAGAUUGCAAAAGUGGAAAAACUGAAGCCUCUGGAGGUUGAGCUGAGGCGGCUGGAGGACCUGUCAGAAUCCAUCGUGAAUGACUUUGCUUACAUGAAGAAGAGGGAAGAGGAGAUGCGGGACACCAACGAGUCCACAAACACACGCGUGUUGUACUUCAGUAUAUUCUCCAUGUGCUGUCUCAUCGGACUGGCCACAUGGCAGGUCUUCUACUUGCGGCGCUUCUUCAAGGCAAAGAAGCUGAUCGAGUAGAGCGGUUCACCUGGCUCCGUUCCCCGAGGAACCCUGCCCGCCAGUCGGCAACCCCAUCCCAGCAUCCACCCUUCUUGGACUAGCGUCAACAAGCAACAGCAAGUGGGGCUGAGGGGCUCAAAAUCUGGUUUUCAAGGUUGAGAGAAAAGGGUUUUCCUCCGGGGGAACAUCUGCUUGUUACGUAGCUGUCAACAAGAAAAGCUCUGCAAGGAGAAAUGAAGUGAGAUAAUGGUUGUUUCUUUCUGCACCGUUUUUACUGUUGCAGCUUCCUGAACAAGAUUCCUUCAUCAGUUGAAUCGUGUUUUAUUUUGAGCUCACUUUGAAUGGAUACACCAUGAGUGAAUGUUUCUGCCCUUCUGUUGAAAUGCAUUCUUUGCCAUGUCAUGCAAACUAGAUCAUCUGUCCUUUUGUCGACCAGGGCUCAUUGAAAACAUGGUUUGUUGUUACUUUCAGAAAUUGGCAACCACUGAAACUUUGUGUCGUGUCACUCAGUAGCUAUAUUUAACUGUGUCUUUAGUUUUUCAUAUUGUAACUGCCACUUAGUUGCUUCUACUGGAAGGGUUUGAAUUUUCACAUUAAUAUUCCUUUAUUGUAAAUUUGGUCACUUCCUUGAUCUCUUGCAUGUUCGAGUUUUGUUUUUGGAACCUCCAUCAUCCAAGAACCAAAAAUCCUCUUCUUGCACCGACAUGGUUUGUAUGACGCAUUCAUGCAAGUUUCUCAUCAGAAUGCAAGUUGGUAGUUGUGACAAAAAAUUAGAAGUUAUUCAGACAUUUGCCCCUUUUUUGCUUUACACCUGAUUAUAUUGUUUCCAAUAACAGUCCUUGCAGAUCCAUCCAGUGUUGGUUUUAUUUUUGUUUUUUCGUUGGAAGUGUUUGAAUCUUGGGUCACGUCAAUGUGGGUGUUUGCAGGUUUUCAUAUUGGUUUUGACAGGAAGUAAUGGCUGUCCUGGUACAUUUUUAACAAUGGAACAUGCGCAUUCAGCGCAGUCAGUGAUUUUUAUGUUGACUGAUAAAUUUUGUAAAUUUGUGUUGGGCUUUUAUUCAAUAAAAAUAUUGGAUGGAUUUACAUGA